CGACGACGCAAGCAGCGGCGGCUCCUGCGCGUGCGGACUCUCUGUAUACAACAGGCGGCGGCGAAUCGACCGCAGACGAGAACAAAUCUACCCCCGGACGAGUCUCUUCAAAGUAUUUCGUGACAUCGAAUUGGGAUCUCUCCUUCGAGUUGCGUGUCCCUUUUGUGCUGUGGAAUUAUCAUCUGCGGAAUCAAAUUCCCACACCUCCAGUGAGAUUAAUCUCUCAUUCUGGGACCGGAGUUUGAGACCUAGGAGCGCGAUGUCAAACGAUAACGGAGAAGGUUCAAACUCAGUGACCGCUGUAGCUGCCGAAAUGAAUCAAGACGAGGCAAUAAUUGCACAGGAGAAAGCGAUCGAAAAAGAAAUAUCGGAGUCGAUCCCUCUCAUCGAUCAGAAGAAACCGCUCACCGGCCUCGAGAUGGAAUACGCAGCUGAUGACGCGGUGUACCAAGAAAAGCUUCGGGAUCUAGAAUCACGUUUCGGUUUCAUUCGGAAAGCUCGUCCCGACGGCAAUUGCUUCUACAGAGCCUUCGGUUUCAACUAUCUGGAAUCUAUGCUGUCAGACAGGGAUGAGCUACGGCGCUUCAAGGAUCUCUUGACCAGGAGUCGGGAGGAGCUCAUCACCCUGGGACUCUCAGAGUUCGCAGUCGAUGAUUUCCACGAGGUGUUCUGCGACGUGUUGCGUCGUUUGGAGGAGAAACCCACCAUCCUUGAACUUCACUCGAUCUUCAAUGAUAGGGCGCUAUCGGAAUACUUGGUCGUAUACCUCCGUCUGCUCACCUCGGGCCAGCUGCAGAAGGAAUGCGACUUCUUCGGAGCGUUCAUCGAGGGCCAUCGCACACUCAAAGAUUUCUGCAAGCAGGAAGUUGAACCUAUGUACAGAGAGUCGGACCACAUUCACAUUAUCGGUCUGACGCGCUGCCUGGGUAUCGGCGUCCGAGUGCUGUACAUGGACAGGGCAUCGACCGAUGGAAAGGUCAUCCAGCACACAUUCCCGGACGAUGCGACGCCAAGAGUAUUCCUGCUUUAUCGACCCGGGCACUACGACAUCUUGUACCCGAUCGGCAACGCCGAGAGCGAGCGAAAGUAAAGAGAUCGGUUGGAAUCAACCGGGACGAUCCUUCGCAUUAAGCAUAGCAUGAUUGAUUGAACGAGCGAGAGAGCGAUCGAUUGAUCGACCGAUUGAUCUGGGGAUCAAUCCCUCUUCUGAUGUACAUCUCUGAGCACGAUCGGCAAUCACAAUCUCUCUUCGACUUCAAGUCGAAACAAGGGGACCUGACAGCCGCUUCGAACAAUAGACGGGAAUGCAAGUGUUUCACUCGUGCCGAUCGCUCUCUAGCUCGGUUGAUGGUUUCACUUAGGUAAGAUCCACGAUGAGUGUGUGUAUACUUGAGCCCCGCUCCAGCUUUGUUCACUUCGGAAUGUGGUUUCUUCCUCCACGACUCCUUGAAUUCUAGAAUUGGACUCGUCAAUCCUUCCCCAUGUUCGAAGACGAGAGUUGGGUCGUUACGAUUUAUGUCGAUGAUUGUAGUUCCGGCGUCAAGGCCUCAGGGGGAGCGAACGCGUAUUGCGAAUCCUUCGACCCGAGCCC
Molecule: messenger RNA, 1591 nt
Organism: Galendromus occidentalis (western predatory mite)
Lineage: Eukaryota; Metazoa; Arthropoda; Arachnida; Mesostigmata; Phytoseiidae
Product: ubiquitin thioesterase OTUB1
Exons: 5
Coding region: 260-1090 (276 amino acids)
Biological process (GO): protein K48-linked deubiquitination
Cellular component (GO): nucleus
Molecular function (GO): ubiquitin binding; cysteine-type deubiquitinase activity
Source: RefSeq, a predicted model, not a curated record